AGUCCUGCCCAUUCCAAAUCCUUCUCUCACACUCUCUGCCACUAAGCACAUGCUCAUGAAUACUGAGCUGUGAGUUCUCUUACUACUAGAAAUCACACAAAACAGAAGUUGGCCAUAUAUGGCAUCGUUUCUUCAACCAAAUACUAGAAAUCUUGAAUAUAACAAAAACUCCACAACUACUCUUGCUAGGUUGUUAGAAAUGGAAAUCAUUAAUCCAAUGCAAAGCAAUAACAGAGGUGGAAACGUUGUUAGAACAAUGGUUCCGGAGGAGAAUGGUGUUUUCUUGACAUGGGAGGAUUUGUGGGUGACGGUUACAAAUGGAAAGGAAGGUAGAAAAUCAAUACUUGAGGGUGUGACUGGUUAUGCACAACCAGGCGAGCUCUUAGCCAUAAUGGGCCCUUCAGGUUGUGGCAAGUCUACCCUCCUUGAUGCAUUAGCAGGGAGAUCAGGUUCAAACACAAGGCAAUCAGGGGAAAUUCUUAUCAAUGGCCUUAAACAGAAACUGGGUUUUGGAACAUCGGCCUAUGUAACACAAGAUGAUACUUUGAUGACGACUUUAACUGUAAGAGAAGCCAUGUAUUACUCGGCUCAACUCCAAUUGCCAGACUCCAUGUCAAAGUCAGAGAAGAAGGAGAUUGCAGACAUAACAAUAAAAGAAAUGGGCUUAGAAGAUGCCAUGGACACAAGAAUUGGUGGGUCGGGAGCCAAAGGCAUUAGUAGUGGGCAAAAGAGAAGAGUAAGCAUUUGCAUAGAGAUCCUGACACGCCCCAAGCUUCUUUUCCUUGACGAACCAACAAGUGGACUUGAUAGUGCAGCAUCAUAUUAUGUCAUGAGCAGAAUUGCUAGCCUGCAUAAAAGUGAUGGAAUUACAAGGACUAUAAUUGCAUCCAUCCAUCAGCCCAGCAAUGAGGUCUUCCAAGUCUUUCACAAUCUUUGCCUUUUGUCAUCUGGGAGAACAGUCUACUUUGGUCCUUCUUACACAGCAACUGAGUUUUUCAUUACAAAUGGUUUUCCCUGCCCGACUCUCCAAAAUCCAUCUGAUCACUUCCUUAAAACUAUAAACAAAGAUUUUGGAAAGGAUCUUGAGCAAGGUUUAGAUGGAGGGAUUCCAACAGAGGAAGCAAUUAAUUCUCUUACAAGGUCAUAUAAAUCUUCUGAAAUUUACCAACAAGUUCAAAGACAAGUAUCGGAAAUAUGUAAACGGGACUAUGGAGCAUUAGAGAAGAAGAGAAACCAUGCUGGGUUUGUUAUUCAAUGUCUUGUUCUUACAAGAAGGUCUUCUGUGAACAUGUAUCGUGAUAUAGGCUAUUACUGGUUACGCCUAGCUAUUUAUGUUGCAUUAGCUAUAGGCCUAGCCACAGUAUUUUAUGAUGUUGGCUCUAGUUAUGGAUCAAUCGAGGUGAGAGGUUCACUGAUCAUGUUUAUAACUUCAUUCUUAACUUUCAUGACCAUUGGUGGAUUCCCUUCUUUCUUGGAGGACAUGAAGGUAUUUGAUCGAGAAAGAUUAAAUGGACAUUAUGGCACUAGUGCAUUCAUCAUAAGCAACUCAUUUUCUGCUGUUCCAUACCUGUUAUUGAUUUCACUGAUUCCCGGGGCAAUAGCUUAUUACCCUACAGGACUUCAAAAAGGAGCUGAACACUUUCUAUUCUUUGCUUCCAUAUUAUUUGCUUGCAUGAUGUUAGUUGAGAGCCUAAUGAUGAUUGUUGCAAUCAUAGUACCUAAUCUUUUAAUGGGUAUAAUAACUGGUGCUGGAAUUCAAGGACUCAUGAUGUUAGGUGGUGGAAUCUUUCGAUACCCGAAUGAUCUUCUCAAACCAUUUUGGAGAUACCCAUUAUACUACAUAGGUUUCCACAAGUAUGCAUACCAAGGAUUGUUCAAGAACGAGUUUGAAAAGCUAACAUUUCCUGUAGAUGAAGCUGCAGGACCAACCUACAUUAGUGGUAAAGAGAUUUUGAGAUAUAAAUUGCAAAUGGAAAUGGGUUACUCUAAGUGGGUUGAUCUUGCCAUAUUGCUAGGAAUGGUUGUUUUGUAUAGACUUCUGUUCUUGGGUUUCAUCAAGACUAUGGAAAAGAUAAAGCCUAUUGUUACAACUUUCAUGUCAGCUCCUCCUAAACAAACAACACAAGUCAUGGUGAAUCCCUCUUCUACACCUUUACAUGGAGAGACUCUGUAGCAGAACAUUGAUGUUAUUGGUUAUAUUUUAGAAAAUAGUGAUGGGUAAAGGACGAGUAACUUUUACUAUGUUUAUUAAUUAAAGGAAGGGAACUACUGGUUUUUUUUUUUUUUUUUCAAUUGAAGUAUUUGAAACGAAUCAUGGAAGUGAAAGUUAUCUGCUGGCAUGUGAUUACAGUGCGUUUUGAUAUUUGAUUCAAUAAGCUCAGUAACUUGUAAGAUGUGCUUA
Quercus lobata is the source of this 2401-nucleotide messenger RNA. Its product is annotated as ABC transporter G family member 11-like. The record is from RefSeq and is a predicted model, not a curated record. The coding region runs from base 119 to 2173 and encodes 684 amino acids. The transcript has 8 exons. Gene Ontology annotation, molecular function: ATP hydrolysis activity; ABC-type transporter activity; ATP binding. Lineage: Eukaryota; Viridiplantae; Streptophyta; Magnoliopsida; Fagales; Fagaceae. Gene Ontology annotation, cellular component: membrane.